ACCUAAUUUACAAGUGUCAUCAUCAGUCAAACACAGCUGAUUAUCAAACAUUGUCAAAGUGCACCCGAAGUUAACAAAAACAAUGGCCCAAAAUCGCUACGUAAAGUCCACGAACCCCUUCGAGGAAGACGACGUGAGCGACGAACUGUUCCUGCGUAACUCGCGCCGUCCUCCGCCCUCCAGCUUCGACGAACAGAUACAGUCGUACCAGGAACAGAAGAAGGCCAUUGAAGAACGGACGAUAAACAGCACCUACGAUAGCUUAAACUUGUUGCGCGAAUCGGAGCAAAUUGGCAUUGCAACUGGCGAAGAAUUGAUGCGACAGCGCGAGAAAUUAGAGAAGACAGACAAGCAACUGGACGAAAUCAAUGCAACGCUGAGAUUUUCGCAGAAGCACAUCAACGGCAUAAAAUCGGUGUUCAGCAGUUUGAAGAACUACGUGUCGGGCAAAACAGACGCCAGUCCCACCACCUCCAGUUCCACAACCCCAAGCACAGUCAAACAAUCGUCGUCGACGCAGAACUUUGAAGAUAAGUCUUCCUACGACAGAUAUGAAGAGCAUCCAGUAACCAGAUUGAGAGACAACAAUUACCAGCCUCAACAAACCGUGUCCGGUAGCAAAGACUUCAGUGCUCGAUUGGAUGCGAACCUGCAAGAAAUGUGCAACAAUAUCACUAGACUAAAAGGCCUGGCCACUGAUUUAGGCGGUGAAAUAGAUUCUCAGAACGAUUUAAUAUCGAGCAUCACUGAUAAAACUGAACAAGCUGAUAUUACUAUUAGGAGACAAAAUAAAGAUAUGCAAAGGAUAUUGAAAAAGUAAUUUUAUGGUGUAUGGAUGAGAUUAAAACAAAAAUUAAUUUCAAUUUGGGCUUUUGUCUAAUGGUUAUGAAAAGAUUAUGUUUUGGAGGUGUGAAUUUUUGUCUAAAACGCUCAGGUAUUCUAAUUACAAAUAUAUUCUACGCAAAUUUAUAUUUACAAGAUGUGAUUUAUUAUUGUAUUAUGUUUAUUAGGCAAAUAAAUGUGAGAUUAGUAAAGUCUUUGAUGGGA
This is a messenger RNA of Aethina tumida (small hive beetle), 1047 nucleotides long. It is a transcript of the gene Snap29, whose product is annotated as synaptosomal-associated protein 29. Lineage: Eukaryota; Metazoa; Arthropoda; Insecta; Coleoptera; Nitidulidae. The record is from RefSeq and is a predicted model, not a curated record. Gene Ontology annotation, biological process: synaptic vesicle priming; exocytosis; synaptic vesicle fusion to presynaptic active zone membrane. Bases 83 to 820 code for a protein of 245 amino acids. The transcript is spliced from 2 exons. Gene Ontology annotation, cellular component: SNARE complex; plasma membrane. Gene Ontology annotation, molecular function: syntaxin binding; SNAP receptor activity.